AUCGAAACUGAUUUAACAAAAUUACAAAAUUGGGAAAAAGCAAUAAUAGAGUCUUUAGAUAAAAAUUUUCUCUCAACAGAAAAAACUAAGGAAAAAUUAAAUCAGAUCAGAAUUGAUAGAAUCAAUUUGUUACAAAAUCCAGUUCAACCUAAAACUAAAAUACCAAAAAGACCAAGAACACCAGAUGAUCCUAUAUUAAGACAACCUAAUAACGCAGAUCAAAUAAGAAAUAUCAAUGGUUCUCCUGAAUCACAAAUAUUAAAUAUUAUCAAUCAAUAUAGAAAAACAUUAGACAACGAUAGUUUAAAGAAAUUUCCAAGAUUAAAAAUCAAACCAGUAUCUGAUAUAAUCAAAAAGAGUUAUGAUAAUAGUAAAAACAAAAAAGCUUUAUUGGAUGCAUUAUAUUACAUGUGGGUUCUUGGAAAAGAUGAAAAAUUUCUUUUAGAAAAAAAAUAUACAAAAAGAAGAAUUGAAGAAACUGAUACACUAACAAAAGAAUUAAUAAACUAUCUAUACGAAGAACAACCAAGAAAGAAAGCAAAUAUUUCAACAAACAGACUUAAAAAAGAUAAAAU
Scutellospora calospora is the source of this 575-nucleotide messenger RNA. The record is from the annotation of a GenBank genome assembly. Lineage: Eukaryota; Fungi; Glomeromycota; Glomeromycetes; Diversisporales; Gigasporaceae.